AUCGUGUCUGCCCGCCCGCCAUUGUUGGUAUCAAAACAAAAAUUUAAACAAUUUAGAAAAUGAGCAAGAGAAAGGACAAGAGCUCCUCGGGGCCGAGCCCUAGCUCGUCGAUGACGACGCGGAGCAGGAUGAGCGUCGACAGAAAAGUGCAGUAUCGGAAUUUCCUUGAAGGGUUUUCAAAACUCGAACUGGAAGGUGCCAGUAUGGAUGAGAAGAUGGAGUACACCACCAACGUCAUCAAGGAGGCCGACGAGCUGCUGCAGGAGGGCUCCAUGGAGGACAGGGUCAAGAACCCAACGGAGAGCUUCCUAGCGUCCCGGGUGCUCCGGGCGGCCAGCCAGAUGGCGGCCACGUGCGCCGCCGGCGUCUCGGGCGCCGUGCACGUGUACGACCGCCGGGACCUCGCCGCGCAUAUUAAAGAGAAGCCCGAAUUCUGGAGCGUGGUGUUUCCGCUGGAGGCUCCGGUGACGUGCUCGCUGUUUGGGGCCUUCGAGCCCGCGCCGCCUCAGGAGCGCCCGCGCGCGGAGCGCCGCCGCGUCGAGCGGCAGGCGCUCGCCGAGAAGAAAGCCCCGGCCAACGUGGACAAAAUGGACAAGACAGAAGAGGGUGCAGAGAUGGUGGCCCGCGUGAAGCGGUUCGUGACGAAGAGCUGCCAGCGCACCGGCGCGCCGCUCAGCUACUUCCACACCGUGCUGGACCCGGGGAGCUUCGCCCGCUCUGUGGAGAAUGUCUACCAUCUGUCCUUCCUGGUCAGAGAGGGGGCUGUGUCCUGCUACGUGGAUGAAGAGCACGGGCUCCCAUUCAUAGCGCCCGUGACUGAGGAGGCUCGCGGCGGCGGCCUAGCCAAGGAACACCAAUUCAUAGUCAGCCUGGACAUGCAGCGGUGGCAGGACCUGAUAAAGGCUUUCGACAUCGACCAACCAAUGAUGGUGCUGAAGCGAUAG
Cydia amplana is the source of this 944-nucleotide messenger RNA. It is a transcript of the gene Nse4, whose product is annotated as non-structural maintenance of chromosomes element 4 homolog A. Gene Ontology annotation, cellular component: Smc5-Smc6 complex; nucleus. Lineage: Eukaryota; Metazoa; Arthropoda; Insecta; Lepidoptera; Tortricidae. Gene Ontology annotation, biological process: DNA repair. The record is from RefSeq and is a predicted model, not a curated record. The transcript is spliced from 7 exons. Bases 60 to 944 code for a protein of 294 amino acids.